UCCGACCUCUCCGUCUCUCCACAGUGUGAGUCAGUGUCGUAGUGUCGUCGCUCGUCCACAGCGCCCCCUGCAGCCAUGUGUGAUGAUGAGGAGAGCACCGCUCUGGUCUGUGAUAAUGGAUCCGGUCUGUGUAAGGCUGGGUUCGCCGGGGACGACGCCCCCAGAGCCGUCUUCCCCUCCAUUGUGGGCCGGCCCAGGCACCAGGGAGUGAUGGUGGGUAUGGGGCAGAAGGACAGCUACGUUGGUGACGAGGCUCAGAGUAAGAGAGGAAUCCUCACCCUGAAAUACCCCAUCGAACACGGCAUCAUCACCAACUGGGACGACAUGGAGAAGAUCUGGCAUCACUCCUUCUACAAUGAGCUGCGAGUGGCUCCAGAGGAACAUCCCACCCUGCUGACCGAAGCCCCCCUCAACCCCAAGGCCAACAGGGAGAAGAUGACACAGAUCAUGUUUGAGACCUUUAAUGUUCCUGCCAUGUACGUGGCCAUCCAGGCCGUCCUGUCACUGUACGCCUCUGGACGAACCACAGGUAUCGUCCUGGACUCCGGCGACGGCGUCACCCACAACGUGCCGAUCUACGAGGGUUACGCUCUGCCUCACGCCAUCAUGAGGUUGGACCUGGCGGGACGUGACCUCACUGACUACCUCAUGAAGAUCCUAACUGAGCGAGGCUACAGCUUCGUCACCACCGCGGAGAGAGAGAUCGUUCGGGAUAUUAAGGAGAAGUUGUGUUACGUGGCUCUGGACUUUGAGAACGAGAUGGGGACGGCAGCCACCUCGUCCUCUCUGGAGAAGAGCUACGAGCUUCCUGACGGUCAGGUCAUCACCAUCGGCAACGAGAGGUUCCGCUGCCCUGAGACUCUCUUCCAGCCUUCCUUCAUUGGAAUGGAGUCGGCUGGUAUCCACGAGACGACCUACAACAGCAUCAUGAAAUGUGACAUUGACAUCCGUAAAGACCUGUACGCCAACAAUGUGCUGUCCGGAGGAACCACCAUGUACCCGGGUAUCGCUGACCGCAUGCAGAAGGAGAUCACGGCCUUGGCCCCCAGCACCAUGAAGAUCAAGAUCAUCGCCCCCCCAGAGAGGAAGUACUCUGUGUGGAUCGGCGGUUCCAUCCUGGCCUCCCUCUCUACCUUCCAGCAGAUGUGGAUCAGCAAGCAGGAGUACGACGAAGCCGGACCGUCCAUCGUCCACCGCAAGUGCUUCUAAAAGAUCCAUCAGGGUCUUCACGGUCCUUCAGCCCCCCCUUCGGUUUUUAGUUUCAGCUGCAGCACCGUCUUUAUUUUAACCCUCACUGAGCACGAGCUAACAGGUCCCAGGUCAGCUCCCCAAAAACAGCCUCACAGGAUGACAGCAGGAAGGCCGACGUGUGUGUGGUAUUUAGGAAGAUGCUAAAAAUCACUUCCUGGUAAAAUGUUUGUCACGACAGCAGGAAAAAGGAAGUGAUGUCGUCUUUUGUAAAUCCGGAUGUUUUUGGUGAACUGAGCCUUUAAACCAUCAGAAAAUCCUCAGAUUUUCAACUCAAACAUCCUCCCUCUCUGUUCACCUCCAAACUGUGAAUGUGCCGCUUGUCUUCCCUCUUUAACCCACCUCCACCUCCCUUUGCUCCACCUGCCCCCCGCCCCCUGUCCUCCGUCCUCCAUGUUGGUACUGUUUCUUGUCAAAGGGUGUGUUUUUAUUUUUGAUGAAUAAAGCUUGAAUGUUGCCCGCUGGUGUUCUCUUCCGUCGUUGGGGAGCUGAACACACCCACACAGUGUUAUAAUGAUGUCGCCAGGUGUAUGAUGAUGUCACACAGCGUAUGAUAUAGUUGUUGAACUCCGGGUAGGUUAGCAGGAGGCGUGGCCUCAAGGUGCUGUCUGCAUUACAAACGUGUAGAGAAGUGACAGGUGGAAAAAUGUGUGAUGUGACGUCAGCGACACGGAAGCGACAGACGACUGCCCCAGGAAGACAAUAAAGAGCUCUCAUACAGGA
Molecule: messenger RNA, 1971 nt
Organism: Toxotes jaculatrix (banded archerfish)
Lineage: Eukaryota; Metazoa; Chordata; Actinopteri; Toxotidae
Gene: acta2
Product: actin alpha 2, smooth muscle
Exons: 8
Coding region: 76-1209 (377 amino acids)
Source: RefSeq, a predicted model, not a curated record